Messenger RNA from Ogataea angusta, 1332 nucleotides. RefSeq lists its product as uncharacterized. The transcript has a single exon. Gene Ontology annotation, cellular component: phagophore assembly site; phosphatidylinositol 3-kinase complex, class III, type II; phosphatidylinositol 3-kinase complex, class III, type I. Gene Ontology annotation, biological process: cellular response to nitrogen starvation; autophagosome assembly; late endosome to vacuole transport. The coding region runs from base 1 to 1332 and encodes 443 amino acids. Lineage: Eukaryota; Fungi; Ascomycota; Pichiomycetes; Pichiales; Pichiaceae. The record is from RefSeq and is a predicted model, not a curated record.
AUGGCUCAAUAUACAUGUCAACGGUGCAAGCUCCCGUUGGUCAUUGACGAGUCUCUGCAGGGCUUGAGCAAUGCCCAGAAGCAUCUACUCACACUCAGCUAUGGCCAACGGCCUAACGAGGACCAUCCAAAGGAUUUGGAUGAGUAUCCUGUUCUUCCUCCAGAACGGGUCACGUUGUUUGAAGAGGCUUCGAAAACCAGCGGCACCAAGCCACUCGUUUCCAGCAAGGGAUCCGACGCGUUGCACAUUGACGAUGGGUCAUUUGUGAUUUUGGAAGACAAAAAACAGCCCUCGAUGGAUAAAGUAUCGGUCAGCGAGCGAGUGGCGUCCUUAGACAAUAUCUUCAGCAUUCUCUCCUCCAAAUAUGAGAUUGACUAUCCGGUCUGUACAGACUGUGCAUCCACACUAAUUGACGAGCUGAAGCAGCAGUUUGAGCAAAUGACAAAGGAAAAAGACACAUACGUGCAAUUUCUCAAGAAACUAACAGCACAGAGCGGCCCAAAUAGAAAAAAGGCACAGGACUCGUUGAACGAGCUUGCAGUCCUAAAAGAGGAGGAGACAAAGCUUCUUGGAGAGUUGGAAAAGGCAGAGAAGGAACAGGAGCAAUUAACACAGGAAUUGGUAGAAGUCGAGCAAGAAUUAGAGCAUUUAGACAACCAGGAAAAGGAAUUCUGUCUACAAAAGAACGUGUACGAUCUUGAGCUGAUUGAAUUUGUGAACGAGCGAGAACGCAUCAAAGCGUCGUACGAAUACAAUCUAAACCGAUUAGACUCUUUGCGCAAAACCAACGUAUUCAACGACGUCUUCAUGAUUUCGCAUGACGAUCAGUUUGGCACCAUAAAUGGCCUCCGACUCGGAAACCUCGAUAACGUCAAGGUAUCGUGGCACGAGAUUAACGCGGCUCUGGGUCAACUUGCGCUUUUGUUGGCCACUGUUGUGCGCAUUCUGGAUUUCCAGCUGGACGGAUACCGUAUUAUUCCUAUGGGGUCGACGUCGCGGAUCGAAAAAUACAGAAAAGAUCGAAACGGAACAAUAUCCAAGCAAACACUGGACUUGUUUAGCAAUGGAGAGUUCUCCAUAGGGAAGAUUUUCACCCACAACCAGCUGGAUGCAGGAAUGGUUGCCCUGGUUGACAUAGUCUCACAAAUUGGACGCAAGCUUAAACAGCUAGACGAGUCAAAUGACUUGCCGUACAAAAUGACGGAAGACAAGGUUGCUGGGUAUCCCAUCAGACCUUCUGCGCGCAGUUCCAAUGAGGAGUGGACCUCUGCGUGUCGCUAUCUCCUCACCAACGCCAAGUGGAUACUCACUUAUUGCAUAGCUCGUACCUAA